UCCAGUACACUAAUGUGUUGUUGUGUACUUCUCGAAACGGUCAUCCUCCCUACUGUUAUUGUUUACCUGAGGAGCUUCUACAAGAUGAAUUUAGCUAAAAAUAAAUUAUUGUGCUGUGAGUCCCCAGUGUUUACGUCUUUCUUCAUUGUGAUCUGAGCCGACAGCAUCUCCAUAAUGUCUGACUGACUUCGUGAGGAGACGGAUGGUUUUCUCACAGCAGCAGAGGAGCUAAUGGUCCACAUUAUUAUAAUCUGGCCGCCCUCACAUAUACAGUCCUUGGAUUCCUCCGUGAUUGAGAAUGGAUGGUAAGCAGUCUCUACAGGCCAGCAUGAACUCCUCAUACAUUCCUUCUGUGGUUUCCUCCUUGAGUGACAAAGAGCAUUCAGAUGCUGAGGUGACGGGGGACGACACUGCCCCAUUGCUGUCCCGACAGCAGCCAGUGGGACCCCUGGUGACCCGUCACAGCCCAGAUGACUCCUACAAUCUAGUUUACAUCAUCUUCUUCCUGAUGGGCAUCGGCUCUCUGCUGCCCUGGAACGUGUUCAUCACUGCCAAACACUACUGGCUGUACAAGCUCAGCAACAGCUCCAGCCCUGCAGGUCAGGAGGAAUCUCACAACGACCUCAGUGACUACUUUGAGAGUUACAUCGCCAUUGCUUCUGCCAUUCCCUCAGUGCUGUGUCUCAUCCUCAACUACCUCCUGGUCAACAGGUUCUCCUCUCAGGUCCGGAUACUGUUCUCUCUGGUGGUGAUCCUGGUUGUGUUUGUGGUGACCACAGUGCUGGUGAAAGUGGACACGUCUGGCUAUAGGGUGCAGUUUUUUGAGGGUACACUAGCAAGUGUGGCUCUGGUCAGUGGGGCGUCUAACAUCUUCACUGGCAGUGUGUUCGGCAUCAGCGGCCACUUUCCCAUGAGGAUAUCUCAAGCUUACAUAUCAGGUCAGGCGAUGGGCGGCACUUUGAGUGCGGUGUCUUCAAUAGUAGAUCUGGCUGUGUCAGGCGAUGUGACCAGCAGUGCGCUGGUGUUUUUCCUCAGCGCUGUGAUCUUCACUGUUGUGUGUAUCAUCAUGUACCUGAUGCUGCCCAGACUGGAAUACUCAAGAUACUACAUGGAAUUAGCUGCUUUACCCUCCACCGAGUCCAACGGCCUCAGCAGCAGCUCAGAAGCAUCGGCUAAAUCUGUGCCACCUCUCAAACCCAUCCUGAAGAAGACCUGGGUGCUGGGCUUCUGCGUCUUCUACGUCUUCUUCAUCUCCAUUAUGAUUUUCCCCGCCUUGUCCUCCGGAAUCCAAUCCAUGAACCAAGACUCUGGGAACCCAUGGUCCACCACAUACUUUGUGCCUCUGACUAGCUUUUUACUGUACAACGUUGCAGAUUUCAGUGGCCGGCAGAUGACCGCAUGGCUGCAGGUCCCGGGACCCACCAGUGGCUUGCUGCCGUUGCUGGUCAUCUGCAGAACGGUUUUGGUUCCUCUGUUUGUCUUCUGCAACUAUCAGCCGCGGUACCAUCUGCACAACGUCUUCUUUGCACAUGACCUCUUCCCUGUGGUCUUCAUCUGCGUGUUGGGGGUUUCUAACGGGUAUCUGGGCACACUGCCGAUGAUCUACGGGCCCAAAGUUGUGCCGCGGGAACUUGCUGAGCCUGCGGGUGUCAUCAUGUCCUUUUUCCUUACACUUGGGUUGGCUGUGGGUUCAGCUUUCUCCGUGGGACUCGUUCAUAGUAUAUGAUGGCCAAUCAAUGACCUAGGACAGACUGUUUACACUACUGCACUCGGGUUUUGGCCAAAUCCACCAUUUUCAUCAUUUUUCAGAUUUUAUGCAUUUUAAUGGUCCAAAUUACUUGGAUCUGUAUUAUGUUCUUGAUUUUAAAGGGAAAAUUCAUCCCAAAAUGAACAUUUCUUCUCCAUUUACUUGCACUCGAGUGGUUCUAAACUUUAAUACGUUUCUUUUUCUGUUGAAUACAAAGGAAGAUAUUUUGAAGAAUGCUG
Messenger RNA from Danio aesculapii, 1986 nucleotides. It is a transcript of the gene slc29a3, whose product is annotated as solute carrier family 29 member 3. Gene Ontology annotation, cellular component: plasma membrane; Golgi apparatus. Lineage: Eukaryota; Metazoa; Chordata; Actinopteri; Cypriniformes; Danionidae. Bases 299 to 1726 code for a protein of 475 amino acids. The transcript has 7 exons. Gene Ontology annotation, biological process: nucleoside transmembrane transport. Gene Ontology annotation, molecular function: nucleoside transmembrane transporter activity. The record is from RefSeq and is a predicted model, not a curated record.